GGGGAGCCCCGAGCCCGGGGAGUCGUGCCUGCCGGCGUGGGCGCGCGACGACGUUCCCCGCCCGCCUCCCUGAGAGCGCUGGCGGCAGUGCUGUUGGCGCCCCUGGCAGGCGGGGCGGUCGCUGUGCAUGCGCUGGCAGGUGACGACGAGGCGGAGGCGGAGUACUCCAGGGUGGCGCUCAGCUGGACGCUGCACUACGCGGGGGCGGUGCUCUCGUUCGCGGGGGCUGCCCACUGGGGCCUGCAGCUGGCCGAGUUCGGCGUGCCCCGGAAGAGCGACUACAUGGCGCUGUACUACCUCUCGCGCUUCAGCGGGCCCGUGGUGUUCGUCCUGUUCGGGUGGCUCGGCUCCGUGCUGAGCACGGCGUCGCCCCAGGAGGGGUCCAUGUGGCUGCUGUGCGGUUGGGUCGGCCUGCUGAGCUCCGAUUUCCUCGUGUGGAAGUACGAGAUGGCCCCACCCUGGUGGCUCAGGUGCACGAGGAGAGCGCUGGAGGAGAGACCCGAGGAAAUGCCUAAGAGGUCUCGAGCCCCACUGCGGCAUGUCUGCGUCGUGUCGACGCGUCGGCGGCCCCGGCUCGGGCGUUCUAGGUUGACCGUUGCCAGCCGCCUCGGCUCGGCCGACAUAGAAUGGUCUGCGCUAUCGGAAUGC
Prorocentrum cordatum is the source of this 648-nucleotide messenger RNA. The record is from the annotation of a GenBank genome assembly. NCBI's taxonomy places the organism in Eukaryota, Dinophyceae, Prorocentrales, Prorocentraceae.